GACCGACCCUUUGCCAUCAUAUAAACUCUCUCACUCAUCAACAUCAAUAGUUACCCUCUCACGCAAGAAACAACAAUGGAAGACGCACCUGCAACAAACCCUAACGACGCCAUCAUCGCACAGUUCUCCAACAUCACAUCUGCUUCCACACAAGAAGCCACCUUCUACCUCGAAUCACACAACUACGAUCUCGAUUCCGCCCUCUCCACCUUCUUCGAAGCCACCGCCGCAGACGACGCCGACGCCGGAGAACACGCUCUUCCGGAGAACACUCGUUCUCCGGUGUCUUCAUCACCGUCUCGUUCGCGAUCAAUCUCUCCGCCUCCGUCGCUAGGGUUACAGCAAUUGGACGGUGCAAAUCCGUACAAUUUGCGGUCGAGGAAUACUGGUGCGGAGAAGAAGGCGUCUGGUAGUAGGUCUAGUGGACGGAUUCGGACUUUUUCGGAUCUGAAUCGGACUGGUGGUGACUCCGGGAGUGAUUCCGAUGAGCCUCAGGAGUAUUAUACUGGUGGUGAGAAGAGUGGCAUGCUUGUUCAAGAUCCAAGAAAGAUGAAUGAUGUGGAAUCUCUGUUUAAUCAAGCAAGACAAGCAGGAGCUGAAGAACGACCUCUUGAUCAAUUUCAACCGUCUUCAAGCUCUAGAAGCUUCGCUGGAAGAGGAAGACUUUUAUCUGGAGAGACGACAUCAGCUCCACCUCAGCAACCGGAACCUCUCACACACACUAUCACUUUCUGGACCAAUGGUUUCACUGUAAAUGAUGGCCCUUUGAGGAGGCUUGAUGAUCCCCAAAAUGCAUCAUUCUUGGAGAGCAUAAGGAAAUCCGAGUGUCCAGAAGAACUUAAGUCUGCAACAGGAAGAGCUCCCGAUCAUGUUAGUCUUGUAAGAAAGUUGGAGGAGUAUCCUGUCCAGAAACACCGCCAGGCCGCCUUUGUGGGGGUCGGUAGAACACUUGGCUCCACCACUUCAGAAGACGCCACUGCCGCCAUCCCGGCACCUGCAACCGCAGCCCCAACCCCAUUUGUUGGGCUAGUUGUUGAUAACGCAUUACCGUCAACCUCUAUUCAACUUAGACUGGCUGACGGGACUCGUAUGGUUUCACGUUUCAAUUUCCAUCACACGAUAAGCAACAUUCGCUCUUUCAUUGAUGCAUCAAGGCCCGGUGGCCCUCGGGCUUAUCAGUUAUUGACGAUGGGGUUCCCGCCAAAACAGCUUAAUGAUUUGAACCAGACAAUUGAAGAAGCCGGGUUAGCCAAUUCGGUUGUGAUCCAAAAGCUCUAAUAUGUUUUGCACUAAAUUUGCUACUUGUUCUUGUAAUUUUUUUGGAUAGUGAACCUUUGGGUUAUAUUGACGCUUGUUAUUUUGAAUGGUUACAUUAUUAUAUUAAGGUUAUUUUUAA
Helianthus annuus (common sunflower) is the source of this 1396-nucleotide messenger RNA. RefSeq names its product plant UBX domain-containing protein 4. Gene Ontology annotation, cellular component: nucleus; cytosol. The record is from RefSeq and is a predicted model, not a curated record. The transcript is spliced from 4 exons. Gene Ontology annotation, biological process: nuclear membrane reassembly; proteasome-mediated ubiquitin-dependent protein catabolic process; autophagosome assembly. Gene Ontology annotation, molecular function: ubiquitin binding. Bases 76 to 1278 code for a protein of 400 amino acids. Lineage: Eukaryota; Viridiplantae; Streptophyta; Magnoliopsida; Asterales; Asteraceae.